Molecule: messenger RNA, 3732 nt
Organism: Ctenopharyngodon idella (grass carp)
Lineage: Eukaryota; Metazoa; Chordata; Actinopteri; Cypriniformes; Xenocyprididae
Gene: steap4
Product: STEAP family member 4
Exons: 5
Coding region: 346-1767 (473 amino acids)
Biological process (GO): copper ion import
Cellular component (GO): endosome; plasma membrane
Molecular function (GO): cupric reductase (NADH) activity; ferric-chelate reductase (NADPH) activity
Source: RefSeq, a predicted model, not a curated record
CACAUGCUUAUAAACAGACCCAUACAGGCAAGAAACAGCCUCAGACCUGUGAAGAAAUGUCAGUGGAUACAAGAGAAAUUGCAGAAGAACUAAAGAAACGUAAAAGCUGGUUUUGAUGAUCACACUGCAUUGCUAAACGGCUUUUUGGGAUAUGACGACAAUUAUUGGCACAGAGAAUUCAGAAAUUCUGCAAUAAAAUCACAUUGUUAGUCAGUAAUUUCAAUAGUCCGGGUCUGAUUCUACAAGAGGAGAUCUCUGGAUUUUUCGAAAGACUGGUGCACAAAUUCCAGAAAAUAAAUUCCUUGCAUCUUUAUCCUGCAUGGUGUCUUCUCUUAUUUUUUAGAAAUGAAUUCAGACUCGGUCUCAAUGACAGAGCUGCAUGGAAAGAUGCAGAAACGGGAGACCGUGUGCAUCUUUGGAACAGGUGAUUUUGGACGCUCGUUGGGGCUCCGUUUGCUCCAGUCAGGGUACAACGUUGUAUAUGGAUCCCGGGACCCUAAAAACUCUCUGUUGCUGCCUAAGGAGUCAAAGGUCAUGGCACAUGCAGCAGCAGCUUGUGAAGCACAUGUGAUUUUUGUGGCUGUGCAGAGGGAGCACUAUGGAUUUUUGAAGUCUCUGGCUUCAAAUCUUGAGGGGAAGGUGCUGAUAGACGUCAGCAAUAAUCUAAGGAGAGGUCUGUACCCAGAAUCUAAUGCAGAAUACCUGAGCAGCCUGGUUCCAGGGGCAACUGUAGUCAAAGCCUUCAACACCAUCUCUGCCUGGGCACUGCAGUCUGGGGGACUCGAUGCCAACAGACAGGUACUUAUCUGUGGUGACCGAGCUGAUGCUAAACAGCAAGUGGUGGACAUUGCUCAAAGUCUUGGUUUCACAGUCCUGGACAGAGGCUCCCUCAGAGCAGCUGCUGAGUUAGAAGAUCUGCCAUUGCAACUCUUCCCUCUCUGGAGACUGCCUUUCUGCAUCGCCUUGUGUUUAACAGCUUUCAUAUUCUUCUACGCGCUCACAAGAGAUGUUAUCUAUGAGCGUGUUACCAAUGGUAAAGACAACGCUUUUCGCAUUAUGAUCUCGCUGGCCAACAGGGUGUUUCCCAUCGUCUCCCUGGUGAUGCUGGCCCUCUGUUAUCUGCCGGGUGCAUUGGCUGGAUUCCUGCAGCUUUAUAACGGCACUAAGUACCGUCGCUUUCCUGAUUGGUUGGAUCGCUGGAUGCUGUGCAGGAAGCAACUGGGCCUGUUAGCGCUGGCCUUCGGUUUUCUUCAUGUUCUCUACACUUUAGUUAUUCCCAUCAGAUACUAUGUGCGCUACAGGAUAAAUGUCUACACUAUAUCAUUGAUAAAAGAUAAUAUAACCUAUGAGUUUGACAACACAGCAGCCUGGCGUCAUGACUCUUACUAUUCCAUGGGAAUUCUAGGAUUUGGGCUGUUUGUCCUAUUAGGAAUUACAUCCCUUCCUUCUGUCAGCAACUCCUUAAACUGGAGGGAGUUCAGUUUUGUACAGUCUAAACUGGGCUACUUGACCCUGCUGCUCUGCACCGCUCACACAUUCCUGUAUGGCUGGGAUAAAUUUUUGAGAACUUCAUCAUAUAGGUGGUGGAUGCCUCCAUCAUACAUGUUGUCUCUGGUGGUCCCCUGUAUAGUUCUGAUCCUGAAGUUAAUCCUGAUCAUGCCAUGCGUGGACCGCAAGGUCACCCGUAUCCGUCAAGGUUGGGAGAGACAGAGCAAGACUUCAUCAAACUGCAGCAACACAAAGACAAACCAACCACUCAUGGCAUAGCCAAAAACUUUCUUUAAACUUUAUCAAAACUGUUGGACUUGUCCUACUGCUGAAAAUGAGGCUGAGUUUAAAAUGUUGCAUCAAGAAAGGUUAUAAUGCCAAAUCUGAGUACAGAGAUGGAACUGAGACUUAAUUGAACAACUGACUUGGGACUUGACUUAGACUCAAAAUUUGAGACAGCAUACAUCCUUAGGUCUACAAAAAAAGGAGGAAUAUUUCUUGCUGACUUGUAACCAAUAAUAAUUUUAAAAGACAAUUAGAUUUGGUUCUCGAUUUUGAUUGGCAGAGCACUGAUAUUACAGUUCAACAGCACUGGGACUGCAUGUUCCAGCCAGCCUAUCACAUUUUUUUUAGAGAAUCUUUUUGCAGAUUGCAGUGUUAUAAUUUAGCCAUUGAAUCAUUCACGUUAAAUUAACCAAUUCAUAAAAAAAACUACUUUUUUAAAAACAUUCAGGAACAAAACGCCUUUAGGGGGGAAAAAAAUAAUUGAAAUCACUCUACCGAGUCAUUCAAAACACUGAUUCGUUGUGGCUGUCUUUAUUCAGUACGAUUCAAGCAUACUACGCAACAAUUCUGCUUUGGUUUCGCUUGAAAUUUAUCUCCCUGGGAGAGCAAAAACUGUUUGAAUAAAAGCACGCAAUAUAUUUUUUUUCACAAAGAAAAACAGCAUUCUUGCUCAUAUGAUAUUGCUUAAAUUUUGUUGUCCAUCAGGAAUUGACUGGAUGGUUGUAGUUUGCUAUUGGUCAAUCUCAUGUGAGUGACAGGUUGCCCCGCCCUUGCGCCAGUAAACGUGUCAUCGGAGAAGAGAAGAGAUGUUGUUACCAGAGGGAAGGGAAGUUGAUUAAAGAUCAUGAGGGCACAUGAAUUUUUAAAAAAUAAUUGCGCGGGUAAAUAGUACAUAAAAAAUACUGCAAUAUAUUCCAUAAAAAACAACAAUUGUAAAUUUUUAUUUCAUGGUGACUAAUUUUAUUGUAAACUUAUUAUAUGUAAAAGACCAAUUUAAUAGAUUCCUUUUAAAAUACAAAAAUCUAGAAAAAUCUCAAAAAUAGACCUGACUUGGACUCAUGACAAAGACUUGAGAACAUGUCUGCUUGAGUGUAUAGCAGCCCAAAUGAGAGAUAGAGAGAGUUUGACUUCUCGAUACACCUCACUUCACUGGUGAGCGGCAGUUUCAAAUUACAGUUAACCGACCGUGGGAAAUUCUUUGGAGUUGAUCCUCCAACUCACACUGGUGAUUCCAUCUCACGUGAUCUCACUCUAUAACCUACAAAUUCCAUUCCCCUUUACACUUGGGGAACAUUUAGAUUGGUACUCACAAAUGCAUAUUAUAUUAUGACCACAGAUUUGUAAUCUGUGGUCACAACAUCACAACAUAACCAAUCCAUAUCAUAUAUGUUCAUAUUAGAAAUUGUCUAUCCCUUUUAAAGAACACAAAGGUGGCAGGACUUUUAUUAGAGCACACUUUUCUGUAUUGUGUAAAGUACUUGUCUUUUUUUAUUGCCUGCUUCCUCUGGGCUAUUUCCUCUCAAGAGCCUCCCAGUGGGCUUUUCCCUUUAGAUAUUAUCGAUCCAAAACUGAGCAGCAACUUACUUCUUGAUCUGUUUCUGGGUCUGGGCUUUCCUGUCUGCAGAAAAGCUCAUCUUUCUCUCUCUUCUGAAGUAUAAAGGAGCUGUCAAUCACAUUGGCAUUCACCUUCACCGGUGAACGGCCCUUUAUGUACUUUUAUGAAGAAUUGCAGGCUGCAGAGAGUGUAGCUUAGACCAAAAUAGAAAGGCACAUUUUAUGACAAAUAUACUGAAAGUUUGUAAACACACAGUUGAAGAAAAUGAAUAACUUCACUUAUUCUGAGCACAAAACACUGUGAGUUUAUCAACAAAUAUUGGAUAUUCACUGAUUUUGCUUUUAUUUUGUAUCACUUAUAUCAAAUCAAAAUAAAAACUGAAAUGCAUGUCAUUUUGACAUUUA